This is a messenger RNA of Lactuca sativa (garden lettuce), 1014 nucleotides long. RefSeq lists its product as uncharacterized. NCBI's taxonomy places the organism in Eukaryota, Viridiplantae, Streptophyta, Magnoliopsida, Asterales, Asteraceae. The record is from RefSeq and is a predicted model, not a curated record.
CCUUCGUUGCAUGAUCAAGUCACAGUGAUUGUAAGGCAGAUCAAAAUGGUGUUCCCCCUUUAUCUUUAGGAUUUGCUUUUUGUGAUUGUGAACCUUGCGUCAAACACCGUCUUUGUUCAUUGAUGCACUCAUUCAGUCAUUCUAUAUAUAUUAUAUCAUCUCUUCUUUAUGACACCAGAAGAAGACUUUGCUAAUUAAUUAACACAGCAGAUUAAAAUGGAAUGGAAGAAGUGCUAUCUAGACAUGAUAUUGGUGCCAUUAUCCUUUAUGAUCACCAUUGGCUACCACCUUUGGCUAUGGCAGAAGGUCCGAACCAAACCACUUUCAACCAUCAUCGGCACCAAUAACUAUGGAAGACGCUUGUGGGUAUCCACCAUUAUGAAGGAUAAUGAGAAGAAAAAUAUAUUAGCCGUUCAGACACUUCGAAACACAAUAAUGGGAGCAACUCUUAUGGCUACAACAUCGAUACUUCUAUGCUCAGGUCUAGCAGCAGUUAUUAGCAGCACAUAUAGCGUUAAAAAACCAAUCAGUGACGCUCUUUAUGGGGCUCAUGGUGAAUUUAUGGUAGCAUUGAAAUAUGUGACACUCUUGCUCGUCUUCCUUGCAUCUUUCAUGUGCCACUCCUUAUCAAUCAGGUUCAUUAACCAGGUUAACUUCUUGAUCAACUGCCCACCUGAAUCAACAGUGACUUGUGAGUAUGUUUCAGAGCUUUUAGAGAAGGGUUUCACACUUAAUGCCAUGGGGAACAGGAUCUUCUAUUCAGCACUUCCGCUCAUGCUUUGGAUUUUUGGCCCUGUGCUUGUUUUUGUGUGUUCGAUCACCAUGGUACCUAUGCUUUAUAAUCUUGAUUUCGUGUUUGGGAAAUCGAAGGAAAAGAUGGAUGAGAUACCAAGUGAGGUGUAGUUAAGCUCAUCUUAAUAACAUGUUAAUUAAUCAUAGUGUGAUGGAAAUAUAUAAUGUUGUUUUAGGCAUUUUCAAAAAAUCUGAGGGACUAAUAUCAUCUAAAAUUAAGUA